UCUGCCACCUCAGAAUUAGGCGCUUCAUGAAGACAAAAACAGAAUCCAGAGAUUCAUCCUCAACUUCCUGUGAAGCUGUUACCAUGGCGACGAGUAAAUAUGACAACAUCAUCUCGGAAAGUAAUCUGAUCCAGUCCGGAUCUCCCCGACGCUACCAGUUACCAACAAAGAAAGAGUUGAUUGGAACUGUGAGAAGAACGACACUUGGUGAAAGAAAUGUGGACAAGAAAGACAAAACCAUCUUGCUUGUGGGUGAAACAGGAGCAGGAAAAUCUAAUCUGAUCAACGCUCUGGUCAACUACGCCAUGGGAGUGAAGUGGGAGGACGAUCUCUGGUUCGAGGUCAUAGAGGACGAGCGGAGUCAGACAUCAGAUGUGAUUGUGUACCAGAUCUUUGGUUUUGAAGGUGAAACUCUGCCCUACUCUCUGACCGUCAUCGACACUCCUGGGUACUGGAGCACCAUGGAGACCGAGCGAGACGACAUCGUCAGACAAAGAUUAUUUGACUUGUUCAACUCAGAUGACGGAGUCCAUGAGAUCAGUGCUGUGGGUCUGGUGCUGAAAGCGACUGAGAAUCGACUCAGUGACCGACUGAUUGAUUCAGUGACAUCUCUGUUUGGAAAAGAUAUGGGGAAGAACAUUGUUGCCCUCAUCACUCACUCAGACGGAAGAAAACCUAAAAAUGUUCUGAAAGCCCUCAAGGAUGCGAACAUGAAGUGCGCCAAAGAUGAAACGAAUCAGCCUGUUCACUUCCUGUUCGAUAACUGUCAGAGUGAAGAUAGGACAGAGGACACAAACAUCCUUAAACAUGCAUACAGAAUAACGACAGAAAACAUGAGGCAGUUCGCAGCCUUUCGGGCCAAAACUGAACUUAAAACGCUGGAGACAACCGUGGUCGUUAUUAACGAGCGACUCAAACUGACGACCUGCAUCCAAAAACUUCAAGAAAGAAUUGAUUCAAUUGAAGUAAAACAGAAGGAAAUCCAACACACUGAGGAAAUGCUGCAGAAACAUCAACAAGACAUGAGGAGCAAUAAGAAUUUUGCUGAAGAAGUUGAUCAGGUUUACAAAGCUGCAGAACCUAUCGAUGGUGAAAGGAGUUGGUGGGGCUGUGGGUUGUUAUAUAAAGAAGCCGUCUCUUGUCCCGUCUGUGAGAUGACCUGUCAGAGUCCCAGAUACAAAAUGACCCAAAGUCCACAACGCUCUACGGUCAGUACAGAUGUUUGCUGCACCGUAUGUCCGAAGCAGUGUCCGGUAUCAAAACAUAUGUAUGACCGCACCUAUGUGGAGAAGACAAGGAAAGUUGAAAUGAUCGAUGAAGACAUGAGACAAAAGUAUAUAAAGAGUAAUAAAGACUGUGAGAUUAUGACAAGCAAUCUGGGUGAACUACAGAAAGAAAUGGAAGAACUUCAGGAAGAUAAAGAUGAGUUGUUGGAAGAGUCCUUCCAGCAUGUUGUCAAACUGGAGCAGAUCGCCCUGAAUGUUGAUUCACUGUCCACUCUUGUCCACUUGGACUUCCUGAUUGAGAAGAUGAAUGAGAAAAGAGACACAGAGAAGGUCCAGAAACUGGAAGAGAUGAAAAGACGAGUGCAUACAGGAACCAGAGCAAACUACCAACUAACAGCAGCUGGUUCUCAAAUGAAGAAUAAAUACACAUUAAAACAAUAUGACAUCAUCUCUAAAAGUAAUCUGAUCCAGUCCGGAUCUCCCAGACGCUACCAGUUACCAACAAAGAAAGAAUAUAUUGGAACUGUGAGAAGAACGACCCUUGGUGAAAGAAAUGUGAACAAGAAAAAUAAAACCAUCUUGCUAGUGGGUGAAACGGAAGAAGGAAAAUCUACUCUGAUCAACGCUCUGGUCAACUACACCCUGGGAGUGGACUGGAAGGACGAUGUCUGGUUCGAGAUCGUAGAGGACGAGCAGAGAAGUCAGGAAUCAGAUGUGAUCGUGUACCAGAUCUUUGGUUUUGAAGGUGAAACUCUGCCCUACUCUCUGACUGUCAUCGACACUCCUGGGUACUGGAGCACCACGGGGACCGAGCGAGACGACAUCGUCAGACAAAGAUUAUUUGACUUGUUCAACGCAGAUGACGGAGUCCAAGAGAUCAAUGCUGUGGGUCUGGUGCUGAAAGCGACUGAGAAUCGACUGAGUGACCGACUGAUGUACGUCUUUGAUUCAGUGACGUCUCUGUUUGGAAAAGAUGUGGAAAAGAACGUAGUCGCCUUCAUCACUCACUCAGAUGGAAGAACACCCGAAAAUGCUCUGAAAGCACUCAAGGAGGCGAACAUUAAGAACAUUACGAAUCAGCCUGUUCACUUCUUGUUGAAUAACUGUCAGAGUGAAGACAGGACAGAGAACACGGUUCCUCUUAAAUUUGCAGUUAAAAUAAAGAAAGAAAUGCGGGAGUUUAAAGCCUUCCUGGAAAUAACUGCACCUCUAAAGCGGGAGACAGUUAUUAGGGAAGAGCAAAGUCGACUGACGGGCCUCAUCCAAGACCUGCAGAAGAGGAUUGAAGAGAUUGAACAUGAACAGGGGAAGAUCCUGCUGAACGACAACAAUAAAAAAAGAGGUUGGCGUGCCACCUACUGUAAAAACUGUAAGAAGACCUGUCACUAUCCGUGCAAAGUGUCUUCAGAUCUAGGAAAAUGUGAGGUCAUGAAAGAUGGAUGCUGCACUCAGUGUGGGUGUGCUGUAUCCGAUCAUAUGAAAGAGGAAGCUCGGCAGACUUCACGAGACGGGGAAAGUGAGAGCCAGUUGAAAGAACUUCAGAAAGAAAAAGAUCAGUUGUUGGAAGAGUCAUUUCAGCUUGUUGUCAGACUGGAUCAGAUCUCCCUCAAGGUUAAUUCAAUGUCCACUUACGUCUACUUGGACUUCCUGAUUGAGAAGAUGGAGGAGAAAAAAGAUGACGAGAAGGUCAACAGACUGAAGAAGAUGAAAAGUCUAGUGGAUCAAAAAACCAAAGACGGAUUGCAGAUCAUGUUAGAUAAACUAAAAACAGCCGUGAAGCAGUAAUGAAGCAGGCAAAACCAUCAACAUAUAUAAAGAUGAUUCGGCGUAUUGGCGGGACAUCAAUACAGCGGCACCAGCCCCGAUCACGACUGCACAGACUCUUUCGAGGUCUUUAUCAAUUCAAUUCCAUAGAAUACCAAUACAAUAGCUUCAUUUUUGUACAGAGGUAAGAAGUGGAGACGCAGCAUCCAUCUUUCAUAUGUCGAUGGGUGAAACUCAUCAUUCUGACUUUAAACAUCAAAUGUGUUUGCAACCUGUAGUAUUUAAUGGUUGCUGCAUCGGUGCCAUUUGACCAACCCUAUAUCACUCUCACGCCCACCGUCAAAGUCAUGUGACGUAGUAAAACUAAUAACUGACAGUAGUCAAUGUCAGACAACCUUGUCAGACUUUAGCAGUUAACUAGUGUUUCUGUAGUUGAGACAAAACAUUACAAAUGAUCCAUAUUAGCAGUUUGAAUUAAACUAAAAGUUCCCUGCACCAAAUUACCUGUAAGAAACACCAAAACACCUGGUUUUUGUAAUCGUGGUAGGGGAUGCGAUAAACCUGAUCUCCCCAGGUAGAUACAAGCCGGUUUCUUGUGUUCAGGUAAGCAGGUUUUUAAUCAAGUUUUUACAUGUGCUUCGCAAUAGACUUCCAACAGGUAACAGCAUUUUUAAUGGUCUUAAUAACUUACUGUUUCUGAGGGUCGAUGUAUUACAUCUAUCUAUGGCCUCAUCGAUUACUGCACAAACUUUAUAACUGUAUUCAGUGAUUUUGGUGAAACUGGAUCAGAUUUUAUGGAGAAAACAUUUUCCCUCUGACAUCCUCCGGCUGCUCUGCUUCAAUUCUUACUGCUACUAGCUAAAGUAGCGAACCACUAAUUAACUGCUACUAUCUAUAUCUGCCAUUAGCGGUGGACAGCACCAGGAUUGAACACCAAGACCGACAGGGAACAACGUUACAGUACGGAGGUCAGUUUCCUGAUGGAAAGAUUGAUUAGUAGCCAACUGCUGUUCGGUUGUUUAGCCGUGUAGCGAACCUAACUGACUCAGUCCCGGGAUGCCAGGAGCCAAACCAAUUCAGUACUUUUAUUGGUCAUGUGGAAGUGUCUUAAACCUGCAUUCUUUCUAAUGGCCAGCAGGGGGCAGCUACAUGGGCUGCAAAACAGAUAGUACUGAGUCUUUAUGUGAAAGUCUGAAAUUGAAGGUGGGGUGAAGAUCCUCCAUGAUCUCUCUCCAACAACCCGUGUGUCGGUGUCAGUGUAGUCAGUCCCUCCAGAAAAACGCGGAGUUUUUUUGCGAUUGUUGCGGGCCAAAAUCCUUGAUUGUGCAGCAAAUCUUCUUAAGAAACGCGAUGGAAUAUGCGGCAAUUUAUGCAAUUUUAUGCGAUGAAAUUGCGGGAACUUGCAAAAAUUGCGGCUUCAUCGCGGGGUUUGCAGCUUUUCGAUGACGUUCACGUUGCGUAAUUACGUCACUUCAUAACGUUCCCAUGGCAACGGGGGUAAAUGGCUGCUCUUGUGUGAAGUAAACGCAACAUUUUUCAACUUACUGCUCAGAUAUUUGUGACGUCUUUGCAACAAAAAUGCGGGGAUUAUGAAAUCAUGUAAGCCCCGCAUAUUUUGUGCCGAAAUCAGCAAUUUAUGCGGCGAAAGUGCGGCGUAUUUGAAAAGAUGCGGCCCCCGCACAAAUAUGCGGACUUUGGCUGAUUAUGCAUUGAAUUAUGGGAUCGCAUAAUCACGUUUUUCUGGAGGGACUGUGUAGUAUCUCUGUGGGCAGUCCCGUAAACACCUGGGGGGAAGAUGCUGCUUAUAGUGAAACCGGUCGAACUGAACUUUCUGAUAUUUGAAAAACAGCCAAUCACUGUUGACCUCUGCCUGAACCGAACCGGACGAGAGACCAAUGAGUUUACAGAAAACACACAAUAACAAACUGACCUUAGAUCAGAACAGACUAAAAGAGGCUCACCUGGUGAAAUAAAGACAAUCAGAUGCAGCUUAUGACUGAAACUGCAAACAACAUUAGAUCUCAGUUGUAUUGUACCCCAACUGAACAAUGUGGACCAAAAAAAUUACAAAAACUCAACUUUCUUUGUAUUUUUAUACCAAAAUCUGAUUUACUCACUUACCUCAACUCCGCUAACUGCUAAUGUAGCUCCCGUUAGCUAACUGCUAAUGUCUUCUUGGAUCUGUAAUAUUCUUUAAACUGCACACAGUAAUUAUUUAAUGCUAUAUUGCAGCCUAUUUACUCUAAAGCAAACGAUGAGGCAAGUCUAAAUGUUUUUAUUUACUGUAUCUGCUAGUUAGUAGUUAGUUAGUGUUUUGCUGUGUAGCAAUUGAUGUAGAUUAUCGAGGUAGUUAUGUAGCAUUUUACUGACAUUAGCUUCCAGCAGUUGCACAAAGAGCUCAGAGCAAAAAGGCUCCUGUUUGAUGACUUAUGUUGUUGUAGUGCUCGUGGUCUGCGUUGGUUUGGGUCGGGUUUAUAUUCGGGACUCUAACUGUACUGAGUUUAUGCACUUUCUCUCCCUCUCUCUCUCUCUCUUUCUCUCUCUCGCUCUCUCUCUCUCUCUCUCUCUCUCUCUCUCUCUCGCUCUCUCUCUCUCUCUCUUUCUCUCUCUCUCUCUCUCUCUCUCUCUCUCUCUCUCUCUCUUCUCUCUCUCUCUUUCUCUCUCUCUCUCUCUCUCUCUCUCUCUCUCUCUCUCUCUCUCUCUCUCUCUCUCUCUCUCUCUCGGAGCGAGGGAUGUUGGAAGUGUGAAUUAGUUUUACUUUAAUUAAAACCUCCUCUUGCACACAAACAGUGUUUACAAAGGUUAAAACAUGUUUACAGAUAAAAUAACUGUUGAUUUAUGAAUUGAAUGAAUGAAGGCAAUGUAAAUAAAUUAAUGUAUAUAACAAA
Molecule: messenger RNA, 5878 nt
Organism: Dicentrarchus labrax (European seabass)
Lineage: Eukaryota; Metazoa; Chordata; Actinopteri; Moronidae
Exons: 4
Coding region: 27-3011 (994 amino acids)
Molecular function (GO): ATP hydrolysis activity; GTP binding
Source: RefSeq, a predicted model, not a curated record